CAUCAUGUGACCAUUUAUCUUCACCAUCCCCUUCACCAUGCUCUUCAUCAUUAUGGGUUCCUCGGGGUUCCGCGAGGAACCCAAAUCUAGGUUCCUCGAAGAACCCAGUUUUUGGGUUCCUCACGAAACACAAGUCGCCCGAUUCUGCUCUUCUUUUCUCCCCUACACCGAACAAGAAGCAAGCCACCGACUGCACCACCCAUUUGAGAAAAUCGAAUUUCGAAUCUGCUCUGCUCUGUUCUUUUCCGUCGGCUGCUCUUCCUUGUUUGGGUGUGAGUUCUUCAAAAUUCUGAAUUGCCGCCGGCCUUCCCCCAAACUGCAGCUCCAAUUUUUUGCUGCUAAAUUCUGGUGCUGUUAUGGCUUAGAGCAUUGGGAUUGAGUCCUCGGUUUAUGCGAUUUAAGGUAAGUAAAUUAUGGUAACGCCCUUUGAUUUUAAAGCAUGUUUUAAAUUGUUUUUGGGAUGGUGGCAAGGUUUAAAUUAAUUUUAUUCAUUUAAAUUGAUUUUAUUAGUACCGAGCAUGAUUGGUUUGAAAUAAAAUUGUUUUCAUUUG
Rubroshorea leprosula is the source of this 551-nucleotide messenger RNA. The record is from the annotation of a GenBank genome assembly. NCBI's taxonomy places the organism in Eukaryota, Viridiplantae, Streptophyta, Magnoliopsida, Malvales, Dipterocarpaceae.